This is a messenger RNA of Saccostrea echinata, 1485 nucleotides long. RefSeq lists its product as uncharacterized. Gene Ontology annotation, molecular function: translation repressor activity; ubiquitin protein ligase activity. The record is from RefSeq and is a predicted model, not a curated record. The coding region runs from base 1 to 1485 and encodes 494 amino acids. The transcript has a single exon. Gene Ontology annotation, biological process: proteasome-mediated ubiquitin-dependent protein catabolic process; protein polyubiquitination; negative regulation of translation. NCBI's taxonomy places the organism in Eukaryota, Metazoa, Mollusca, Bivalvia, Ostreida, Ostreidae.
AUGGCGGAGUUUUCUCCAAAUUCUAGCAAUAGUAGAAGUUUCGAUUAUCCCCAAGGACCUUCGAGAUUAAGGCGUACAUUCUCAACAUCUAGUCCUUGUCGCUACUGUGGAUCAGGGAAUAAUUGUGAAAAUGAUUGCAGUAGAACACGAAUGAAUGAAUUAAUUCAAUUGAUUCGGGAAGAUAUACUAUUUGAAAGCCCAACUUACCCCAUUCGAUUGAAAAUGUGCAAAGAUAAAAUUAGACAACUUCAUUUAGAAAUAUUUGAAGAUGCACAAAUUUUAGAACCAAGCGAAACCUCAUCGAGUUCAUCAUUCGAAAGUGUCUCAGGACAUUUUCACGACACAAGUGACCAGACAUCUGAAAUUAGAAGACAGACUGAUCUUUCUGAUGAUCCGAAAAAUCGAAGACGUUUGUCACCUGUUAGGGAAAAAGAGGUAGGAAGGCAUGCCCAAGGAUUAGCUCAACAUGAAAACCCAAGGCAGAUUUAUUACGAACACGAACGUCAACCACAUUCCUACAAAAAAUAUCAGCAGCGUCACCAAGACGAAGAUCUGCCUUACUAUCAGACUGAAAACGAAUAUAAAUCACGACGCAUUAUUAAAGAAACACAGCCAUAUUACUCUGAGAUCUGGCAUACGAAUCCUGAGAGACGUGAUACAACCUCCAUGUCUGGGAAAUACCAAUAUAACCUGGAAAAAAAUGAAUCGAAUGAUCUGCCAGUCUUGCUAAGACUUGGAAAAUCCAAACCUAUUAAGGAUAUGUGUGCAACAAAGGAUUCAGUUUAUAUUUGUGAUGGCUCAAAUUUUUAUACAGAACUAACAAAUGGACUACAAAAAGAAAUGCCGUUGGCUGCAAACGCAAAUUUCAUAGCCAUGUCACCCAAAGCUGUAUAUUUCGCCAACUGUCAGAUGAAUACGGUAAUGAAAUUUGAAAAUGGCGAAACCUCUCUUUUAUAUAGCUCACAGGAAUGGGCACUUACUGGCUUGACAAAUCGUGAUAAUAAUAUUUACAUUUGUAUGUAUAAUAAAUGGAAAAUGCAGGGAAGGAUUGUCAUGAUUAGCAAAGAAGGAACCAAAUUGGUAGAGGAAAAAGAAAUUGAGUAUGACAGACAUGACAAUAAAAUUUUUGAGCACCCAAAAUUCAUAGCUCUGAACAGCAAAGAUGAAAUGUGUGUGUCAGAUAUAUUUCGGAAGUGCGUGGUCGUUCUCAAUAAUAAUGGUAUAAUUCGCCUGAAAUAUGCCGGACCAUUUUCCGGAAAGACUGAUGAAUUUCAACCAGAAGGUCUUUCUUGCGAUGAUUUUGACAAUCUCUAUGUCGCAGACAAUAAUAACAACAGUAUAGAUAUUGUCAAUCCUUCUGGGCAUUGGAUGAGGUCGAUAGUAAACAUACCUUCACCAGUCUGUGUAACUGUCAAUGACAAAAAAAUAUGCAUCACAAUGGAUGAAGAAUGUUAUGUUGGCUGCAUCCUUGUUUAUCCGAUAUAA